Molecule: messenger RNA, 2670 nt
Organism: Melospiza melodia melodia
Lineage: Eukaryota; Metazoa; Chordata; Aves; Passeriformes; Passerellidae
Gene: CNKSR1
Product: connector enhancer of kinase suppressor of Ras 1
Exons: 21
Coding region: 1-2670 (889 amino acids)
Molecular function (GO): protein binding
Source: RefSeq, a predicted model, not a curated record
AUGGGGCCGCGGCUGCGGGCGCAGGUGAGGCCGCGCCCGGCGCAGGUGAGGCCGCGCCCGCCCCGCCGCCGUUCCGGUCCUGCCGUUCCUGCCCCGCCGCCGUUCCGGCCCCGCCGCCCCGAUGGAGCCCCCGCGCUCCUGGGGCCCCGCACAAGCGGCCGCCUGGCUCCGAGCGGGCUGGUGUGUGCAGGGCUGGACGCCGCCGUGCAGGGAUACCCUUUCGAGGCCUGGGGGCUCUCGGGGCCCGAGCUGCUGGGGCUGGAGCCGGGGCUGCUGGAGGCUCUGGGCGUGCGGCCCGUGGGACACCAGGAGCUGCUGCUGGAGGCCGUGGAGCUGCUCCGGAGCCUGGACUCAGGGCUGGCGAGCACCAGCCUGCGGACGCUGACGGAGAGGCUGCGGGAGCUGGCCCGGGGCAUCCAGGGCCUGGUGCAGGGGAAGCUGUGGGCAGAGGAUGCCCCCCGGCAGCCCUCCCUCACCCUCCUGGCCCGAGCCAUCGAGCUGCUCGGGGCUGCCAAGGAACUCUUCUCCUGGCUCAACAGGUACCUGUUCUCCACCCUCAAUGACUUCUCGGCCAGCCAGGACAUCAUCGUGCUGUGUGCCCAGCUGGCAGACACGCUGCAGGCGGACAUUCCUGCGGCCCAGAGGAGCAGCGGGAUCCUGCAGAUUUGCCAGCACAUCGAGGGCAUCUGCGAGAGCAUCGUGGGCUGCAGCCCCCCGGCGCUGCUGGACCGCAGGGCUGUGCUGCAGAGCGUGGGGCUGGCGCUGCUGCCCAGGUCACAGGGCAGCCCUGAGACCCCAACACUGCUGCCCGGCCCACAGGGCAGCCCCCCAGCAUCCCCUGAGACCCCAACACUGCUGCCCGGCCCACAGGGCAGCCCCCCAGCGUCCCCUGAGACCCCAACACUGCUGCCCGGCCCACAGGGCAGCCCCCCAGCGUCCCCCAGCACCCCAACACUGCCCCUCGGCCUGUGGCAGAGCCCCCCAGCAUCCUCUGACACGCCAACGCCGCCCCCCAGCCAGUGGAGCAGCCCCCCGGGAUCCCCUGGGACCCCAACACCGCCCUGUGAUGCUCUGGGGAGCCCCCAGGCACUGCUCACUGCCCGGCUGGGCUUUGAGGUCACCUCCACCAGCUCCUGCCUGCACUUCGUGUCUGCCACCCGCCCGGGGGCCCCGGCUGCCCGCGGGGGCCUCGUCCUGCCCGGCGAUGAGAUCGUGCAGGUCAACGAGCAGGUGGUGGUGGGUUGGACACCUGUCAGCCUGGCCAGGAAGCUGCUGGAGGAGGGGGACAGGGUGACUUUGGUGCUGAAGAAGAUCCCCCUGGAGCUGCCCAGCUCGCCCCCCUCUCCCAGGCAGCAGUCCCCAGGAGCGUUUUUGGACGCUGCAGAUUCCCCUGGCACCAGAAGUGGUGAGAGCCCGGGCAGCCCCGUGUCCCUGAGCUCCAGCGUCGCGGCCGACCUGGACUCGGGAGCAGAGUCUGUCCCGGACCCCGCCAGUGACGAGGAGCAGGAAGAGGCCGAGCGGGAGCCGAGGGCGGCUGCGGAGGAGCGGCCGGGCCCGGCUGGGCAGGAGGAGCUGUGGGACAGCGGCACCCCCCUGGACACCCCCCUGGACACCCCCCCUGCCCCUGAGCCCCCUGGCACAGAGCUGAGCCCCGGGGCGGCAGAGCCCGGCCCUGCACAGGUGAGAGCUGGGGGGGGGUUAGAGCCUCCCCGUGUGCCCAUGCAGGGCAGCCCCAGCACGGCACGGAGACCCAAAGGCGUGGCCACGCGGCUCAGCCGCCGGCGGGUGUCGUGCCGGGACCUGGGCCGGGCUGACUGCGACGGGUGGCUCCUCAAGAAGAAGGAGCACGUGGGAUUCAUGGCCCAGAAGUGGAAGCGCUGCUGGGUGGUGCUCAAGGGCCACACGCUCUACUGGUACAACCACCCCAACGAUGAGAGGGCUGCAGGACUCAUCAACCUGGCCACCUACAACCUGGAGAGCACCAGGGAGCAGAAGAAGAAAUACGUGUUCCAGCUGUGCCACCAGACGUACAAACCCUUUGUGUUCGCUGCUGAAACCCUGGCUGACCUGAGCAUGUGGGUCAGUCACCUGGUGACAGCCAAGACAAAGCACACGCUGGCCCAGCAGGCAGUGCCAGCCAAGGAGGAAGACUGCUACAGUGAGACGGAAGCUGAGGACCCCGACGAUGAGGCCCCCAGGCACGGAUCUGACCCGGCAAGGAAGAGGCUGCAGAACAGCCAGGAGAAGGCACAGCUGUCCCCAGGCAGCAGCCCCCAGGGCAGCCCCCGGCCCUGCUCCCCCUUGGAUCCCGGCGCGGAGGAGCUGGCGAGCCUGGCGCGGUGCCUGCGGCAGGGCGGGCUGUCCCUCACGGGGCAGCGGCGGGCCCUGACCCAGGAGCAGUGCCGCACGUCCUUCCUGCGGCGCAACAGGAACCCGCACAUCAACGAGCGGGUGCACGCCGUGCGGGCCCUGCAGAGCACGCUCAAGGCCAAGCUGGCGGAGCUGCAGGCGCUGGAGCAGCUGCUGGGAGAGGCCGCGCUCACCUCGGACACGUUCCGGCGCUGGAAGGAGGAGCACCAGGAGCUGUACCAGGAGCUGCGGGAGGGCUGGGCAGGGCAGCGGGGCCAGGGCGGUGCGGGGGAGCAGCACGGAGAGGCGGCCGAGCCCUGA